Messenger RNA from Coregonus sp. 'balchen', 1366 nucleotides. Lineage: Eukaryota; Metazoa; Chordata; Actinopteri; Salmoniformes; Salmonidae. The record is from the annotation of a GenBank genome assembly.
AUGUUUGUUCCCCGAAUCCCCCUUUUUCAUAAGUUAUCUGAAACAUCGUUCAGGAAACAAAAGAACAGCAUGGGCCCCAACCAGGCGGUGUCGUCGGCGCCGCGGCGGAACAUCGUGGGCUGUCGUAUCCAGCACAUCUGGAAGGAGGGGAGCACUACAUCUCAGUCGCAGUGGAAAGGCACGGUGCUAGACCAGGUGCCUGUCAACCCCUCGCUUUACCUCAUCAAGUACGACGGCUUUGACUGCGUCUACGGCCUGGAGCUGCAUAAAGAUGAGAGGGUACAGGGCCUCGAGGUGCUCCCUGACCGUCAAUGUAAGGACUUGGUCUAUGUACACAUUGUUUAUAUUGAUUGUCAUUUGGAAAUGAUUGAUAACGCAAAGUCGCAAACAAGUUUUGGUUUGUGCUGUAAUGGUGUUACAUGUUCAUGGUGCUCCUAAAAUGUUAAUAUCAAUUGUGAGUUUAAUGAUCGUUGAUAUUCACAAGUUAGUAACAUUUCCAAUUUAUAAGUUAAACAUGGCAAAUAAACUUGAAACUUGAUGUUACCAUGUACCCUGUACCAUGUACUCUGUUGCAGCCUCUAAGCGCAUCAGCGACGUCAACCUGGCUGACACAAUGAUAGGGAAGGCAGUGGAGCACAUGUUUGAGACGGAGGACGGAACUAAAGACGAGUGGAGGGGCAUGGUUCUGGCCCGGGCCCCCAUUAUGAAUACCUGGUUCUUCAUCACCUACGAGAAGGAUCCCGUCCUGUACAUGUACCAACUCCUAGACGACUACAAGGAGGGAGACCUGAGGAUCAUGCCUGACUCAAGUUAGUCCUGUCCUUAGAGUUAGGCUGCACUUCAAAAUGACAAUAGGCCACUCUCUUGAUUGUAAGACUGCUUAAAGCUAAGAUAUGUGUACGAGUGUAUUAACAUUUUAUAAGCAUGUAUGAGCCUUUAUAAUGUCUCUAUACUCUCCUGAAGGUUGCUUUUCAUAAUGAUAACAGGAAACUCUCUCUUCAUUAUAAAAUAUUUAUGUUCUUCAUUGUCCAGGUCUCUCUUGAUAAAGAGAUUAACCAGAUUGAAUAAAUAGAUUGGUAAACAUUUUUGAGUUUCCAAUGUGAUUUCCCAUAAAUUAAUUACAUAUGGCAAAUAAACUUAAACUUGAGUUAUUGUUUGUUUCUUAGAUGACACUCCGCCUGCGGAGCGGGAGCCGGGAGAGGUGGUGGACAGUCUGGUGGGGAAACAAGUGGAGUACGCUAAAGAGGAUGGCUCCAAACGAGCUGGCAUGGUCAUCCACCAGGUGGAGGCCAAACCCUCUGUAUACUUCAUCAAGUUUGACGACGACUUCCACAUCUACGUCUACGACCUGGUCAAGACCUCCUAA